This is a messenger RNA of Wyeomyia smithii (pitcher-plant mosquito), 2379 nucleotides long. Its product is annotated as protein brown. The record is from RefSeq and is a predicted model, not a curated record. The transcript is spliced from 8 exons. NCBI's taxonomy places the organism in Eukaryota, Metazoa, Arthropoda, Insecta, Diptera, Culicidae. Gene Ontology annotation, molecular function: ABC-type transporter activity; ATP hydrolysis activity; ATP binding. The coding region runs from base 420 to 2258 and encodes 612 amino acids. Gene Ontology annotation, cellular component: plasma membrane.
UCGACAAUGGCUGUCUACAGUUUUGUUUUAGAUUCCUGUUGUAUUUCUUUUGAAAGAAUUAAAUUAACGGUAGUAAGAAGAAUAUAAUAACAAAUAGAGAGGAACAGAUUUUCUGUGGUUUGCCCACAGAUACAUUCAUUAAACUCGAUCGUAAAUUGCUCUAAAACUCACUUUUGUGACGAAAUUGCCGCCAUUCCGUGCCAGGAAUGGCAAAAAUAAGCGAGUCAGCUUGCGCAUCUCUCACUCUGGGCAACGUUAUCACCAGAAAGCUUUGCGGCAGUGGUUUGCUGAGAGAAGCGUCUUUCCUAAUCUAGUACAUACGGAAGAAGAUGAGUUUAGUCAGAUAAGUUCACUUCUAAAGAGAACACACGCCAGACAGUUGUGAGCCACUCCGGUCUAAGUGUCGUGAAAGUAUAACAAUGCAACUCGACGUGAAAUUGAAUCAGACGCCCAGAACAUCAGCAGCCAGGGAAUCCUCUUCGGUUCUACUACAGUGGAAAGAUCUCUCCGUGAGCGUAGCGAGCCGCAGUUUUUGGAAACGUAGAAACAAACUAGAAGAAAAGCAUUAUAUUCUGAAGGAUGCAAACGGCGCGCUUCGUUCGGGAAAUUUAAUGGCCGCGAUGGGUGCAAGCGGAUCGGGAAAGACUACAAUGUUGGCGGCCGUCUCGAUGCGCAUGACGGCCGAUUACGUCCAGGGACAAGUGUUCGUCAACGGGCUGUCAGUGGGUCACUCGGAGAUGAAGCGCUUAUCGGGUUUCGUGCCGCAGUUCGAGAUUUCCGUCAAUUCGUUGACAGUGCGAGAGCAGCUUACAUUUGUGUCGAAACUGAAGGGAGUGCCGCUGACUCAAAUGCGAACUGUAAUCCGAGAGCUGAAUUUAGAAAAAUGUGAACAAACGAGGAUCUCACACCUCUCCGGAGGGGAACGACGGAAGAUAAACCUGGCGGGGGAGCUACUGACGGAGCCACCCAUUUUGUUCUGUGAUGAACCGACAACCGGACUCGACAGUUUCAGUGCACUUUCUGUACUGAAGUCACUUCAAAAGUUAGCUACCGUGCAUGGAAAGGCUGUGAUCUGCACAAUUCACCACCCAGCAUCGGCGGUUUUUGAGUGUUUCAGUGAUGUCAUUUUACUGCGGCAAGGGCAGGUUAUUUUUCAGGGACCCACCAUGGAGGCCAGUUCGUUUUUCAACAGCAUCCAAUUUCCACUUCCCGUGAAUUGUAAUCCUGCUGAUCAUUACUUUAAAUUAGUUUGUGAUACCAAGAAUGACGCUGAGCUUAGUCUAGCACGACAAGCCCGAAGAAAGUUGGUUCGAGAAUUCCACACGAGGAACGUGAGGGACAAGUGUUUUACGCUUGAUCAUCAUCGAGAUGACGUAAUUAAGAAAAUACUUACAAAGAACCACCAAGCUUGCUGGUCAACCCAACUAUGGCUGCUUUUGCACCGUGGCAUCCUAGACAGCGUACGCAACAUUCGCGAAUACGUGACAGUAACACUAUUGUUCCUGAUUACCAGUGUAACGAUCUCGACGCUUUACUUCCAAGUUACUCCCACCAACCAGACAGCGAUCCAAGACAUCCGUGGGGCGCUAUUCCUCAUGCUCUGCGAGCUGCUAUACACGAUUAGCUACGCGGUGUUCUACAUGUUCCCCCAGGAGUUGCCCCUGCUGCGGCGGGAAGUGGGCGAGCAGACGUACCGCCUGUCGGCAUAUUACGCCCACAAAGCGCUGCUGACGGUGCCGAAGGCGUUCUUCGAAUCGUUCCUCUUUGUUGGCAUCAUCUACGGGUGCGUGAAGUUUGCGACCGGAUUUGCCACCUACCUCGGGAUGGCCACCGUUUGCUCGUUCGCCAGUCUGCUGGCCGUCGCAUACGGCUACCUGUUCUCGUGCAUCUGCGGUUCGGUGGAACUCUCAAUCGAGUAUGCCAACAUAAUCUUCUUACUGUAUGCCCUGCUCGGGGGUUUGUAUCUAAACGUUCGAGCCUUCCCGGUCAGCAAAUUUGUUUCGUUCUUCUUCUUCGCUUCGGAGGGCAUUUCGGUGUAUUACUGGCGGUCGGUCGGUAACAUCACCUGUGCCGAGCCAGGACGAAAUAGCACUACCUGCCUGCCGAACGGUCAAGCUGUCCUCGAGGACGCAGGCUACCGGACCACGCUAGAUGCCAUCUACGGGAACUAUCUGCUGAUGGUGGUCGAGAUCUUGCUCGUUCACUUUGUGGCCUAUCUGAGCCUACGAAGGUUCGUACGAAGGGUGGGCUUCUACUAGCGCAAGCGAGGCGAGAAGAGAAAAAAACAGUUUUAUUCUACCGGACUUAAUAUAUUUGUACUUUGACUAGGCAAAUUCUAUCUGUUGAAAAACAAAGGAUAUUCUGUUUCAGGUACACGAA